Messenger RNA from Gopherus flavomarginatus (Mexican gopher tortoise), 519 nucleotides. RefSeq names its product zinc finger protein 774-like. Bases 1 to 519 code for a protein of 172 amino acids. The record is from RefSeq and is a predicted model, not a curated record. Gene Ontology annotation, molecular function: DNA-binding transcription factor activity, RNA polymerase II-specific; RNA polymerase II cis-regulatory region sequence-specific DNA binding. Lineage: Eukaryota; Metazoa; Chordata; Testudines; Testudinidae. Gene Ontology annotation, biological process: regulation of transcription by RNA polymerase II. The transcript is spliced from 2 exons.
AUGUGCGCCGAGCUUGGGAAAAGCUUCAAUCAGAGCUCAAACCUUAUUUCACACAGAAGAAUCCACACAGGAGAGAAGCCAUAUAAAUGCCUCAUCUGUGAGAAAAGCUUCAUUCAGAGCUCACAACUCAACAGACAUGAGAGAACACACACGGGAGAGAAACCCUAUAAAUGCGUUGAGUGCAGGAAAAGCUUCAUUCAGAGCUCGGAUCUUCUUUCCCAUCAGAGAAGCCACACGGGAGACAGACCCUACAAAUACCCUAUCUGUGUGGAAAGUUUUGAUCAGAGAACACAGCUUAUAAUCCAUCAGAGAAUCCAUUCUGGAGAGAAACCUUACAAAUGCCUCAUCUGUUGGAAAAGCUUCAAUCAGAGCUCCAACCACAUUUCACACCAGAGAAUCCAUACGCGAGAGAGACCGUAUAAAUGCUCUGACUGUGGGAAAAGAUUCAAUCGGAGUUCACACCUUAUGCGACACAAGAGAACCCACGCAGAAGAUAAAUGCCCAGCUGGGUUGUGCUGA